ACACAGGCAGAAGAGCCAGAGUGUGUGAGCUACAGCUCCCACACACACUCACUCAUUCACUCACUCACUCACAUACACUAUACACUAACACACACAUACAUACACACACAUCAACUCUCUCUCUCACUCUCACUCACACACACACACCCCUAAACCCCACCCCACCCCGCGCUACAGGGCCGCUUUAAAGUGGAAUCCGUGGAUGAGCAGACACUCUCCAGCCAUGGAGGAGCUCACGGCGUUUGUGUCCAAGUCCUUCGACCAGAAAACCAAGGAGAGCACUAAGGACGGCAUCACGUACCGGGAGGUGCUGGAGAGCGGCUUGGCCAGAGCCAGGGAGCUGGGAAACUCGGAGAGCAACCUGCAGGACAUUACUGAGGCCACCAACCACUGUCCGGUGCAUCUGUUCAAGGAGCACGUCGAGCUGGAGAAGGAGAAGCUGAAGGAGUUCAGCGCGGCGAGAGCUGCUGAGGGGAUCUAUGAGUGCAAGGAGAAGAAGGAGGAUGUGAAGUCUGAGGAUGAGGACGCACAGGGGAAGCUGAAGCAGAGGAGGAGCAGGACGAACUUCACUCUGGAGCAGCUGAACGAGCUCGAGCGGCUCUUCGACGAGACGCAUUACCCGGACGCCUUCAUGAGGGAAGAGCUGAGCCAGAGGCUGGGGUUGUCCGAGGCCAGAGUCCAGGUUUGGUUUCAGAACAGAAGAGCGAAAUGUCGGAAACAGGAGAAUCAGAUGCACAAAGGGGUGAUCCUGGGCUCAGCCAGCCAUCUGGACGCGUGCAGAGUGGCUCCGUACGUCAAUAUGGGGGCUCUGAGGAUGCCUUUCCAACAGGUUCAGGCCCAGCUACAGUUGGAAGGGGUGACCCACUCACACCCUCACCUGCACCCGCACCUGGCAGCGCACGCCCCGUACCUGAUGUUCCCUCCUCCGCCCUUCGGACUGCCCAUUGCCUCGCUGGCGGACUCGGCCUCAGCUGCAGCCGCUGUGGCGGCGGCGGCCAAGAGCAACAGCAAGAACUCCAGCAUCGCCGACCUACGACUCAAGGCAGGACUGCUUGGAGGCCACUGGCUCAGCCCUUUCCAGGCACAGAUCACAGCCCCAGGACCGUACAAAAAUGUCUGGAUGUCUGUCUGAAAACCAGCGGUUAGUGGCGGAGACUCUUAGCAAAAAAACAAAACAAAAAAAGUGAAAAGAAAAAAAAAAAGAAAGAGCUAAAGGCAGACUCAGUGUGGCUAGUGGCUCUCAGAGUGGCUCUCAGGCACUCUAAAAGUUUCGGACUCUCGACCUCAGCGAGAAACGAGCACCGGGCCGCGCUCGCCUCCGACCACUGUGUUGGUUUUGUUUUGUGGGCCGCUGCCGCAGAGUGCAUGUGUUCAGACGGAAGGAUAGCUCUGCUGGGGCUGGCCUCCAUUGUAACUGACAUUCACCCAACUUUGUUGAUCACUGCCAUGACAGCCUCCCACUAUAAUCCGCACCUAGACUCGAUAUGUAGUUUUUGAUUUUGAUUUUGUUUCUUUCUUAUUUUCUUUCUUCCACCAUGGACACCGAUGGGAAGCAGCGCUCACUCCAAGGGUACAGUCAUCAGUUUUCAGAGAAAUUCACCUGCUCAUUACUUGUUUUAGUUUUUUUUGGAGGAAAUGCUCUGUUGCUGUAUAUUUCCUCCUGGGCGUGAGUCAGACGGACUUUCAUAACUUUUAUUUGCAUCAUUUCUGCUUGUAUUUUUUUUGUUGGUCUUUUGUGACGUGUCCUGGGAUUAGAAGUGAAACUAGCUUUUGCACUUCAGGUCUUGCAUCAAGGUGUUUACAAUCCUUCCUGCAAGAAAAUACUACUUCUAUAUAAGGGGGUGGAAAAUAUGGACUUAAUUGGGGUCUCAUCUUUAAAAAUAAUGCAUUGAUAAUAAUGACAUUUUUUUUCAAAAGGGUUAACUGCAAUUUUGUAAUUUAAAGUGUUACAGAAACAUCAGUUUAACUGAAAUGCAACUAUGUGCAGUUAAGUGCAAUACUGUAAAUAUGAAAAAUAAAAAAAACAAAUAGCAGUUGAUGUUUGCUAAUCAACAAACAUUUUUUUUUCUUCUGGCACUGAUAUCAAUGUGUUCUGAGUUUCUUUCUUUUCAUCCCCACAGAUACAUUUGUUUCUGGGCUGUGUAAAUGAGAAGUUGCUGACUCAUGACUCUCUGCAGAGAUGUGUGUACUCACACAGGGUUUGAGGCAUCAGUGUAACACAGAGAUAGAGGAAGCAAAAUAAUUAAUAUCUGUACAAAAUAAAUCUGUACAAAAAUACAAUACAAAAAUGACAGCUGCUUUCUGGCUGCACUGCACUGUCCACCAAAGACUCAAAGACCACCCUUAAGAACAGUGUGUUUAAUAACCACAGCAUGAGUUAAAUAUCUGAAGCUUCUGAAUCAUUUACAUUAUCUGACCGUUAAACAUAGUCAUGUUUUUUUUUAACUCACACUGAAACAAAAACAGGCUAUUAACCUUUAUAUUGGUAUAAAUUGGUUAGAAUUUGACCUGAUUUUGGUUUGUUUGAAAGGCUGUUGUUUGUAACAGAUUGCUGUCAGUUUCAGUAUGAAUUGCCUUUGAACUAGUAGAUCCUAGUUAGGUCUACCUCUACAAUAAAUGCUACAUUGUGGGAUGCUUUUCUGUUUUGUUGGUUUUGUUGCUUUUAUGGUUUUGUUUUAUGGUUUGGUUUUAUUUAAAGUUUUUUUUUUUGGUUGUUGUUCACUACCAUUAGGGUUUUUUUUUUAGGAAUUUUUCAGUUUGUUUAAUUGAGGUCAUAGGUGUUUUUAUUUAUUAUUUUAUCGGAAAGUUUAUUAUUAAAUGUUAAAUGGUCUGAUUUCACGUGUACAUUUUUACAUGUUUUGGCAUUUAUUUUUCUAUACUUUUUUCAAUGCUAACAUUUGCAACCGUUUGAAGUGAAACGUGUGACUGCAGAACAUUAUGUUUGACUAAAAAUGUAGCGUGUCCGAGUUUACAAACAUUUCAGGGACGGUGGAUAAAAAUCAUACAACCUUUGUGUUGAGAUUUUCUUGAUGCUCCAUGGAAUUUGUUGUAUCCCAUUAUAAAUUGACAUUUCAUACACAAGCAUGCCCAAACAUGAUUCGCCACUGAGUUUGUAAGUUUUAUUUUCCUUCUGUUGUUUCACAAAAAAAAAGAAUGUACAUCUUGUACGAGUAAACUAUCAAUAAAGUUAUAAAUAUUUGUAA
Molecule: messenger RNA, 3203 nt
Organism: Astyanax mexicanus (Mexican tetra)
Lineage: Eukaryota; Metazoa; Chordata; Actinopteri; Characiformes; Acestrorhamphidae
Gene: shox
Product: short stature homeobox
Exons: 6
Coding region: 203-1132 (309 amino acids)
Biological process (GO): regulation of transcription by RNA polymerase II
Cellular component (GO): nucleus
Molecular function (GO): sequence-specific double-stranded DNA binding; DNA-binding transcription factor activity, RNA polymerase II-specific
Source: RefSeq, a predicted model, not a curated record